AGGGAAAUUGGUAAAGGUCUUCUAACAAGACUGCUCACUCGGAAGGUGUGGACAACAGCAGUUCUAGGAAGGCGUCAACAACAGCGGUAACAACAAAAUGGCAUUGUAUGGAAUUGAUGCAAACUAUGACCUGUUGUGUGCUGCCAGGUAUGGAGAACUUCAAGACGUUAAAGCGGCUCUGAAAGCUGGUGCGGACAUCGACUUCGACCACGUGGACUGUGAGUCCUCCAGCACUGGUACGGCGUUGUACAAUGCUUGCAUGAAGGGACACAUCGACGUUAUCAAACUGCUACUCCGCAAGGGGGCGUCUACAGCGAAGAGAGACAAGACUGCAUUUGCUCCCCUUCACGUAGCAGUACACGAAGGAAGGAUUGACGUAGUGGACUUGCUGGUGCAGCAUGGUGCAACAGUAGACAUACGGGACGGCUUCCAGAACACUCCACUCAUGACUGCUUGCGUCUACAAUCGUGUCGACAUCGUUAAGCGACUGAUUCAGCUUGGAGCAAGGCCUGAUGUAAAAGAUGGCUACAUAGCCCAGAGAUUGGGAGACUAUACCGGCUGUGACAAGAGUCGGAGGCUGAUACAAGCGGCGGCGAAGACCAAGCUGUUGAGAUGCUGCAACCCUAAGUGUGGCAAACCUGGCUACAGGAAAACCCUGAAGCUGUGUGCCGGGUGCAAGCUGACCCGCUACUGCAGCCGUGACUGUCAGAAACAACACUGGUCUGUCGGACACAAGAAGUGCUGUGGGCAUGACGCGUACACUGAAGAAGGGCCACACCCCAUCGACAGAAUGAAAUCACAUCCUAGCACAUGUCCAUGUAAACAAGAGAGGUUUAAAUUUCCAAAGACGUCAUGAAACGGCUUAUCCUUAUCUGUUAAGCACACGAUGCGACAACAGCCAUUUCAAAUGUAGUAAAAAGAUAAGUGGCAAUUUGAUAUUUCUUACUAUGGUCAGUAUGGAUAAGUUACUUGUGUCUUAAGUUUGUAUAUACAGUACAUGAUAAUGUUGUGUCAAGUCUUUUUUCACAUAUGUUUGAAAUGUCACAUGGUUCCGUUCAUUCCUCGUUCAAUUUGGUUUAUCUUGUAGAAGAAAAGUUUAAAGAAGUUAGAUUUGCGAUGAGUCAAAAUGCAACAAAGAAAAUCUUCCAGCGUCCCCAUUUUCUUUCGUAUCUGUUAGAUGAGAUAAAUCCAGAUCAAUGAUCGAGAAUUUGACUGUCGCGAAAUAAUCACAGAUACGUUUCAUAUUCUCCCUUGCCUCGAUCGUGUUUGUUUGAUAAAAGUGCCAUUCCCUACUGAAUGUUGUGAAUGUAAUAAGAUAAUGAAGUGUUAAGCUAUCUGCUGUUAUUCUUUGUAAAUUUCUAUGUAAAUAAACACAACAAAAUGAAAAGUGAA
Branchiostoma floridae (Florida lancelet) is the source of this 1392-nucleotide messenger RNA. RefSeq names its product poly [ADP-ribose] polymerase tankyrase-2-like. The transcript is spliced from 5 exons. Bases 98 to 856 code for a protein of 252 amino acids. NCBI's taxonomy places the organism in Eukaryota, Metazoa, Chordata, Leptocardii, Amphioxiformes, Branchiostomatidae. The record is from RefSeq and is a predicted model, not a curated record. Gene Ontology annotation, molecular function: protein binding.